CGCCCGGAAGUCGCGGCGGGGGCGUGACGUAUAUCCGGCGAGUAGCUGGCGGUCCCUGGUGCUGCUGUCUGUGUGCAGUAAGGGAGGGUCUUAGCCGCCUGCCACCGCCGGAGGAACCCUCUCGGGCCGUAGUAAACAUUAAUAAUGUCUUUCAUCUUUGAGUGGAUCUACAAUGGCUUCAGCAGCGUGCUCCAGUUCCUAGGACUCUACAAAAAAUCUGGAAAACUUGUAUUCUUGGGUUUGGACAAUGCAGGCAAAACCACUCUUCUUCACAUGCUCAAAGAUGACAGAUUGGGCCAACACGUUCCAACACUGCAUCCGACAUCAGAAGAGCUGACAAUUGCUGGAAUGACUUUUACAACUUUCGAUCUUGGUGGGCAUGAGCAAGCGCGUCGGGUUUGGAAAAAUUAUCUCCCAGCAAUUAAUGGGAUUGUCUUUCUGGUGGACUGUGCAGAUCAUUCUCGCCUCAUGGAAUCCAAAGUUGAGCUUAAUGCUUUAAUGACUGAUGAAACAAUAUCCAAUGUGCCAAUCCUUAUCUUGGGUAACAAAAUUGACAGAACAGAUGCAAUCAGUGAAGAAAAACUCCGUGAGAUUUUUGGGCUUUAUGGACAGACUACAGGAAAGGGGAAUGUGACUCUGAAGGAGCUGAAUGCCCGCCCCAUGGAGGUGUUCAUGUGCAGCGUGCUCAAGAGGCAAGGCUACGGCGAGGGUUUCCGCUGGCUCUCCCAGUAUAUUGACUGAUGUUUGGACAGUGAAAAUAAGAGUUUUACGUCUCUGGACUGAUCCUA
Messenger RNA from Nycticebus coucang (slow loris), 788 nucleotides. It is a transcript of the gene SAR1A, whose product is annotated as secretion associated Ras related GTPase 1A. The record is from RefSeq and is a predicted model, not a curated record. Gene Ontology annotation, molecular function: GTP binding; GTPase activity. Gene Ontology annotation, biological process: endoplasmic reticulum to Golgi vesicle-mediated transport; vesicle organization; membrane organization. NCBI's taxonomy places the organism in Eukaryota, Metazoa, Chordata, Mammalia, Primates, Lorisidae. The transcript is spliced from 7 exons. Gene Ontology annotation, cellular component: endoplasmic reticulum exit site; COPII vesicle coat. Bases 145 to 741 code for a protein of 198 amino acids.